CUCUCUUAUCCACCACCGCGCGCGCGCCUCCUCAAAAGCGUCUGCGUUUCUACCCUCGCCCGGCCCCGCUGUGAAGUCGCAAGACGCUGCGUGGGCUGCUGAGUGCCUGAGUUGCGAUGGCGAUGGCGACGGGGCAAUAAGAAGCAUCCACGCAAGUCAACAUAGCUAGCUAGCUAUAGAUUUCUCCAUAUAUAGCGGAAAAACCGCACGGCCGAUUUGGCUGCUCGAUCCUGUGCGAGAAGGGGACGAGUUGCUAGCUAGCGAGCUCCUGUUGAGAGAAUUAAAGGGGGGAUGCCCAUGGAGUACGGGAGGAGGCAGGCGGCGGCGGGGGUGGUGGUGGCGAUCGAGUGCGUGGCCGGCGGGUCGAGGGCGGAGGAGUGGGGGCCCGGGAGCAGCGAGACGGUGCAGACGGGCGACGUCGUCGAGGAGCUCCGCAUCGGGGUCGGCGCCCGCGGCGGCGCCACCGCGCACGCCGCGCCGUUCAAGGGCGGCCGCGCCGCGCUCCAGAAGCUCCUCCACGCCGCCUACAAGCGCGGGGACACGUCCGUCGAGGUGCGCGUCCGCCGGCCCGCCCAGGCCCAGGCCCAGGCCCAGCAGCUGGGGGACAGCGGGGAGCUGCUGGCCGGCACCGUGGAGGUGGCGGCGGCCACGACCAUGAUGCAGGCCUGCAUCGUGCCGCAGGAGGCCGCCGUCGGGGGCGGCGGCGGAGGAGUCGGCGCCGUCGUCUCCGGGAUGGGGAUGGUCGGGCGCAGCCGCCAGUACGUGCUCCGCUCCAUCCGUGACCCCAACUACGCCGUCGGGCUCGUCGACCGCAUGGAAAGCGAGUGCGUCGCCUUCCGAGGGUCGAGGAGCUCGAGGGUGGUGUGCGCGCUGAGCAAGGCGCAGCUGCAGGACGGGUACGUGUCGUACCCGUGGGAGAAGAAGAUGCGGGAGGUGCUCCCGGUGCCCAGCUCCAGCAGCUUCCUCUCCCUGCUCGUCCUCCCCACGGCGCUCGACCGCGCAAACUCCCGCUACAACUCCGUCGACGACACGCUCGCCCGCGCCAACGCCUGGUUCCUCUCCUCCCAGGCCUCCGGGGUGCCCGUCGCCUUCCUCAACGUCCAGACCGAGGCCCUCCUCACCAAGAUCUCCGGCGACAUGGCCUCCGCGACGGUCAACUCGGGGUCACUGGCCGACCUUCCGAACCUCGCCAACGCCAGCCUCUACGGGUUCGAGGACUACCACGGCGUGGACAUCGGCGUCGUCAAGGCGGUGCGCCUCUGGUACACCGCUGCCGCCGGAGAGAUGCCCGUGGAGAUCACCCUCGAAGAAGGCGACACCAAGCUCGGCUUCGCCAUCAGCCGCACCGAAGAGGGUUUCCUCUACAUCUCGUCCGUGAUGGAAGACGACGGCGACCGGCCGGCGCCGUCGACGCGGUCGGGGCUCCGCGACCUCUACCGGGAAGCCAAGCGCGCGUCCAAGCUGCUGGUCAUCUCCAGGGUGUCGUGCCACAAGGUGCUGCCGUGGAUGGUGUCCACGUCGGGCGCCAUCCGCUGCUUCGACACCGUCUCGCUCAGCCAGAAGCUCUCCCUGCACCGCCACGCCCUGCGGCCCAUCCUGCUCCACGUGCUCAUGUGGGACGUCAACACCGACGCGCCGGCACGCCAGCCCGGGCCGUGCCCUACGCCGCAGCCGUCCCCAGCGUUCGCCGAGCUGCUGCGGCAGAACUCCUUCUCGUGGGUCGACCAGCAGGCGCAGGCGGACGGCGAGCAAGGGGUCAUCCAGGGGAGGGACACCGCAGGGGACGCGUCCUUCAGGUUCCACAAUUUCUCGCUGCCCAACAACUGGGUCUGAUGAACGCUUGCUUGCUGGACAAAGCCUUUGACGCCCUUACAGUUACGGUCUUAAUUACUGGCUCGCUGUACAUAUGUAAAUCUUGAUUAGUCGGUUUGUGAUGAGGAAGAACACGUCGUGGUGUGACAGCGUAUUGCGCGGAGUGGAUUAUAGUUUUGGCCAGUAAAAUAGUGCUGUGUCUGUCUAGCAAGGCAGAUAUCCCUCACACACGCACACACAAGAUAUAGCAAGGCAGAUAUCACUCUCA
This is a messenger RNA of Brachypodium distachyon (stiff brome), 2080 nucleotides long. RefSeq lists its product as uncharacterized. Bases 292 to 1833 code for a protein of 513 amino acids. The transcript has 4 exons. The record is from RefSeq and is a predicted model, not a curated record. Lineage: Eukaryota; Viridiplantae; Streptophyta; Magnoliopsida; Poales; Poaceae.